GCGAUUUGACGGGGCCGCUGGCCGAGGGUGCCCCGCCUCCGAGGAGCGGUGACCGGCAGGGCUAGGCGCCGCCGGCCCCGGGAUCCCUGCUGGCCCGCGAGCGGUGAGUUCAGGGUCAGGGGGUCCCGAGAGCCCGGCGGACGAGCUGUUGGAAGCAGCAGGGGCAGGGCUUUGGCCGCCUCGCGCCAGCUAGGCGUCUGCGCCACGGACGCCUCCGGUUCCGCUCGGUUGACUGGUUCGCUUUCGGCUCGACUGAGUUCGGCUUGUCCUGCUUCUGUUCGGCUCGGCUCUGUCCGGCUCCCUUCGGCUCUGUCCGCCUGGCCAUCGCUUCCCUCCGCGGGCCAGAGGUGGCGCGGGACCCCGGUACCCUUUCGCGUCCCCGUGGGUCCAGAGCUGGUGCUGUUUUUCCGGUCAGUGCAGUGGUGGCAGGCGGCUCGUGACGAAUCUCCCGGUUCCGGUGCGGGUCCCCAGCUGGUCUUUGGCGUAUGGGAAGCAUCCACUCAGGUGCUGAGGUCUGCCUUCGUCUGAUGUGAAUCAGGGUUUGUAGGCCUCCUUUCACGUCCCCAGUUCACAAAACAUGGUCAGCCACCUGCUCUUCAUUCUACUUUUCAAAUUACUUACUUCCCAAAGGACUAGAUGACACCUUGUGGUGUUUGAGGUGCCAUUCUUCUGCCUCCCCCUCAGUACUGAUAUUCCCGGCGUGAGUCACCACAGGCAGUUUUGGAAGACACUCUUUUUAGAAGAUUUGUUUACUAGUUGGGCAUAGUGGCAUGGGGACGCUGAUGGAGGAGGACCACACGUUCGAGGCCAGCCUGCAGGUCCCAGCAGUCCUCUCUUGUCUCUAACCCUCUCGUUAAGAAUCCUUUGCUCUGCGGGGGACGUGUGUGUUGUCUGCGGUCGCUGGUAACUGCUGCAUGUGACGGUGGAUCGGGUCAGAACAAGGUUGAGGAGCCCGCACCUCCGGCCUGGGGCCGCUGAGUUCCUUGUGUGUCUUUAGGAAGCGUGGCCUCACCUUGUGUGUCUUUAGGAAGCGUGGCCUCAUGCCUGGAUGAAUGAAGAGUCAGGACAACGGGAAGAUAAGACAGGAGCAGGCCAGCACAGGAGCAGAACCUUGAAAGCAAUCGAGUUUUCGUGAUACUGUUUACCUUUUAAGAAGGGAGAAGGAUGAUCCCUUCUCUGCCCACCCUGACUGUCCUCAUCCCGCUGGUAUCCCUGGCAGGCCUGUUCUACUCCGCCUCUGUGGAGGAAGGCUUCCCCCAGGACUGCACCAGCGCCAGCAGCCUGUGUUUCUACAGCCUGCUCUUGCCCGUCACCGUGCCCGUGUACGUAUUCUUCCAUCUGUGGACCUGGAUGGGGCUGAAGCUCUUCAGACAUAAUUAGUGCAGUCCCGCCCCCCUCGCUGGGGAAACUGCGCUGGAGAUUCUUGGUACUUGGGCUCUGCCCUCAAGGUUUGCAGAUUCUGACGUCAGUGCUGUAGCCGAAUAACACUUUCAAUAAAAUGUCUUGAGAGA
Molecule: messenger RNA, 1511 nt
Organism: Chionomys nivalis (European snow vole)
Lineage: Eukaryota; Metazoa; Chordata; Mammalia; Rodentia; Cricetidae
Gene: Pigy
Product: phosphatidylinositol glycan anchor biosynthesis class Y
Exons: 2
Coding region: 1165-1380 (71 amino acids)
Source: RefSeq, a predicted model, not a curated record